UUUAUUUUAAAAAAGCUAAGUUUUAUUAGUAAAAUAAAGAGUACAAACAUAUGGAAACAUCUGAACCCAGAAUAGAAAUAACAUGGUCCAAUGUUGCGAAGAAAAAAAAAGGUCAUAUGCAAAUGCAGCUCAUUUCUUCUCAGUGUUGCUUGCCAAUUCCUUUCUGAGCUGCAGAGAGAGAAGUCAUCGUUGACAUCAUCAUCAUCCCAAUCAUCUUCCCCUUAUUGGGUUACUUCUUUUCCUUCCUCUUUGUCCUCCUAUUCUUGAUCAAUUGCAAACUCCUCAAAUUCGUCGUCACCUUCGAAUAGAUCCAUCUUCAUGUCUUCAGCCGUUGGCUUUGGUUGUUCAGUCGCCAUUGCAAUUCAGAGAUAAGGAGAUAUUUUAAGAACAAUGAUUUUGCUUAUUGUCAAGGUUUGAUUGGAAUCUUGAUUGGUAAUUUGAAACGUUGGGUGCCCUAUUUUUUUUUUUUUUUUAAUUUUCAAAAGACACGUUUAAAGAAAGGAUUUUUAGUUCCCUUAGAACUCUUCCAUCACUUGGACUCCUUGUCUACUAAUUAGAUACUUGCUGCUUUUUUUUUUUUUUUUUUCGUUGCUUCACCCGUAUCCCAAAUUUUAGGGAUACCAAAUCCCAUUUUUUUUGGGGAGACAGUUACUUGCAGCUGACACCUAUAUAAGAAGCCAACCUUCUCAACUCAGAGCACAUCACAAUUUUAUUUUUGCAGAUUUUUGUUAUCGCAGUUACCUUCAAACUUUAGCUCUUCUUCUUCAAGCUCAACAACAUGGUGAAUUUUAGAGGCUACACUUCCCCCUCAUCCAAACUUAAGUAUCUUAUUAUUGAGAGCAAUGAUGGUGGUGCAGCAGUGCAAACAAAAUUAGUGGUUCAUACUCCCUUAACUGGAUGGUAUGCAGGUUCGUGGCCGCCCCUUCGGAACUCGCUUCAUAUGUCAAACUGGACUUCAGAAUGCAAAUCUACUUCAACUCGAACUCCCCAGAUGUGGUCUCUUCAGGCACCCAACCACCGCAAUGCAAAUAUUGCAAGCGCACUUCCAAGCUUGGGUCGUCGCAUAGUCCGAGGAGAAGUACGCUGGGGAGAGACGGUAGUGUUCGAAGGUGAAUAUUGUCACAUUCCAGGAUAUUGGGAGUGGGCCGAGGAUACACUCAGUAGAAGUCAAGAAGUCUUAAGUGCAGCAGACAUCUAUGAUGCCAUUUAUGCCUCGCUUUUCACGUAUGAUCGGAAUUCAAGUAUAUUGCAAGCAUUUUGUGAGGCUUGGUGCCCCAAGACGAAUACACUCCUUACAUCCGUCGGGGAACUAUCUAUUUCUUUAUGGGAUUUACAUACACUUGGAGGUUUGCCGAUUGGAGGUCAUUUCUAUGAGGAGGUUAUCCCUGAAGCUAAGGAACUCACAGGAGUUGACGCGAAAAAUCAGAGAUAUAUUUCACGAGUUUGCGAGUAUUUGUUCACCACUUUUCAUUAUCUUCAAGAGGGCAGAAGUGACAACCCGAGGGUCUCUUUGAGCAAGUGGAUACAAUUUUGGUACAAAAGAGCUCUAAAGUACCAACCUGCUCCGCCAAGGAGGGAGAAGAAAUCUGCGCGUUUUAAAUCAACACACAACCCUACUGGAGCUAUACUUGAGGCGUCCCAAUGGUCAAGAGAGGAAGAAGUUGUAUUUAAUAAACUUGGAGUGAGGCCUGCAAAGAGAGAUGAAGCAUAUCUUGCAGCAUUUUUGUCAUGUUGGUUGUGUGCUUUCGUGCUUCCUUCCGAAGAGGGUAACUUCAUUCGUCCGGGGACUUUUAAGAUUGCGACUAUGAUGGCAGCCAAACGAAAGAUUAGCCUUGCAGUGCCGGUUUUAGCAAGUAUUUAUAGCAAUCUUAAUAAUAUUUCCCGUUCGUCGCGACUUGAUCUUAUCAAAGUCCGUUUUCCAAUCCAUUAUAUUUAUGGUUGGCUUGCUUAUUAUUUCAAGACUCAUUUUGCUCUUGUAAAUGGACCGUCUAAUCCAUUGAUGGUGGCAUAUUCGGGAGAAGGUGCCGCACGGUACUUCGAAAAAAAGGAUGCAAGGAAGCGUAUCCAUCAAGGAGAUAAUGUAACUUGGACUUCAACUAUGUUAAAUAAUUCUGAGCCUUACCACUACGUUGUUAAUAAUGAUGCCUAAGAGCUGGAGCUAAAUUAUUUUAUGAGCGUCCGCUUUGGAUAUCUCUCCUUGAGGGAUGGAAACUCUGUCAUUAUCGAGCCAUAUAGUCCACACCGAUUCAGUCGUCAGUUUGGAUUUUAUCAAAAAAUCCCAGGUGCUUUGGCCAAUGAUUAUCGCAGUGCCUCAUUAGCUGAAGGUCUCCAAUUUUGGCGGAUUUGUGUGUUAUCCAGGUCUAUGUCCUGUGCGACUUUCCCUCCUAUUACACCUAAUGUGAAGAAACUCUUUGCCGAUGAUUACAGGACUUGGUGGUCGAAAACACAUGGAAAUUUUCUUGAUGACUACUUCCAAUAUUUGGUGGAUGCAGCUGGCCCAUGCACCAUUGCAGCCCCAAUGGCUGAUGAUUCUUUCCUUCCGGAGGUCAUAUUGACCGAGAAAUGCAAAGGCAAGGGGUCUCAGUUACUCAUAAAAGCUCCAACAGAAUGUUUGGAUGAUCAAGGCCACCAAGGUGGCAGCAGCUCAUUUCUGCUGAGUAAGGCUGCUCAAGCUUCUAACAAAAGAUCGUCUCGAGGCGAGAGUGAUAGCAGUUAUGAAGAUCGUUGUUGGAGGAAAGUGAGGUCGCGUUCAGAAAAAUUGGAAGAUACCAAUUUGGCAGUGGUCAAGAUUCCUGACAGCGUUGAUAGUCCUUCAAGGACCAUGACAACUCUUAUUAGAAAGCCAAAUAGUGUUGGAGCAUUACGACGGGGAAAGUCAACGGAGAGCGGUGAGUCUGUUUCUGGUCCGGACCUAAUAAAAUCCUCUUCCAUAGCAAAGGCAGAACAGGGGACAACUUCUAUUUUUUGUGAUAAAGAGAAAGAAAAGUUGAGUUCCGACUUGCAUAAACGUACAUCAGCUGCAGUGUCCGUAUUUGACGGAAAGAAGGUUGUCCUGAACUAUAGAAAGAUGUUUAUUUCUAAUCUUUGGGUUGUGAUUCGAGAUAAGCUUUCCGGAAGUGAUGUAGACAGGGCUUCCUCUCUUGAAGAAGAAAUCCAAGUGAUUCUCCAAGAUAUGGAUGGAAAGGAUGUGGAUGUUUCCCCUUUGAUGAAUUUAUUGAAGUCGUUUUUUGAGCUUGCAGCUUCGUACGACCAGGCACGGUCAAACCUACAUGAUAAGGACAUGGAAGCUGCCAGAAAAUAAAUAUUUACAGCAGCUGGAGAGCAUCUUUCAAAUGCCAUGUUUGAAGAACACGAGAAGGUCGAAAGAGCUUCAUCUAUCCGUCAAUCUCUAGAUGAAGUGCGAGAGAAGUUAGAAAAGCUGCGCGCAAAGGAGAAGAAGUUAGAACUCCUCCUAGAAGUCACUGAGAAGGAAGUCGAAGAUGCUAAAUUGAGGGCCUUGACUGCUGGAAAGGAGUUCGACGCGUGCCAUGAUGUAGACUUGUCGAAUGCCAAGGACUCAAUUGACUUAGAGCAGAAGAAGGGGCGCCUGGAAGCUAUGCGCCAAGACUUAAUCAAUUACAAAUUGUGUUUAGAUUAGUCUAUAGAAUGUAUUUCAAUUGCUCUCUUUCUCUUUUUCUUGCCUUUGAUUGAUUAGUGGAUGUUAUUAUCAGAAAUAAAGACUUCGUCUAUUUUGUUUUA
Messenger RNA from Lycium barbarum (goji berry), 3738 nucleotides. RefSeq lists its product as uncharacterized. Lineage: Eukaryota; Viridiplantae; Streptophyta; Magnoliopsida; Solanales; Solanaceae. The coding region runs from base 2171 to 3301 and encodes 376 amino acids. The transcript has 3 exons. The record is from RefSeq and is a predicted model, not a curated record.